AUGAGACUAUUGGAGACCAGUGAUGAGGUACAGAUGGCUGAGGUCUCAGGAAGUGCCAGCCAUAACCAAAAUGUAGAUAGAGGAGAGAGUACUCUGACAAGACCACAGGAGAGUCGAACAGCAACGACCAGCAACACUGAGGUCUCUGAAUCACAUUCAGGAGAUAUGUCAGCCCCAGUGACACCUCAGGAACAUGUGUCCUCUCCUCAGAUUACUGAAGGUUGGAAAAUUGAGCCAGAUCCUACUGAAGCUGUCAAGAUAUUCAAACAAGACAUCUUACAGAAGUACUCAACUGGAAAACCAAUAAGUCUUACCAUAGAUCUUGGAGACAGUGCAGAGGACAGGGAGAGGGCAAUCCUUUCUUUCUACAAAAUGGCUCAUGUUGAGUGGGCUUCCCCUUUGAUAUGCACAUUGAAGGGAGAUCCAGCAAUUGGAGAUGGCGUGACUCGUCACAUCUUUGCCACAAUCAUGUCCAAACUUCAGUUUGGUUUUGACAUUAGUUUUGCUCCAGGAGGGACUCUUUUUUUUUUUGAGGGUGAAAAAGACCACUUGACUCUUUCCACUUCCCGUUUCCUUUUGGAGAGUGAUUUUGUUGUUGUUGCUGGUCGAAUGAUAGGAGGUGGCUGCUGGAUAAACUACUUCUCCAUGCUGUCCUUGGAAGAACCUCCAAACAAGUCAAGCACUUACGACGAGGCCUGA
Molecule: messenger RNA, 699 nt
Organism: Knipowitschia caucasica
Lineage: Eukaryota; Metazoa; Chordata; Actinopteri; Gobiiformes; Gobiidae
Source: the annotation of a GenBank genome assembly